Molecule: messenger RNA, 1861 nt
Organism: Nestor notabilis (Kea)
Lineage: Eukaryota; Metazoa; Chordata; Aves; Psittaciformes; Psittacidae
Gene: DUS3L
Product: dihydrouridine synthase 3-like (S. cerevisiae)
Exons: 13
Biological process (GO): tRNA processing
Molecular function (GO): RNA binding; metal ion binding; flavin adenine dinucleotide binding
Source: RefSeq, a predicted model, not a curated record
GUUCCUCACCUCCAAAGAGCAGUUCCAUGCGUACCUGCGGGACAGGGGCGAGCCCCGCGGCCAGGGCGAGGAGGAGCAGGAGGAGGAGGGGGAGGAGGAGGUCGGCAUCGAGCCUCCCGCCAAGCGGGUGAGGGCAGAGAGCAUCGGUCGGGAUAAGGAAAGCCGAGAGGAUGCUGCAGCCGAGGAGAAGGAGGCCGCGGAGCGGAAGCGGGCGCGGGGGCAGAACAAGAGCAGACCCUGUGUGAAACCCAACCACUACGAGCAGAACCGGCUGUGCCCGUCCGUGACGCAGGGCUGUGCAGACAAGUGCUUCUUCGGGACGCGGUGCCGGUUCCUUCACGAUGUUGGUGAGUACAUGGGCCUGAAGCCACCAGACCUGGGCCACCGCUGUGUCCUCUUCGAAACCUUUGGCAAGUGCACGUAUGGGGUCACUUGCCGCUUCGCCCAGGCCCACCUUGGGGACAGCUUCCAGAACAUCAUCAACACGGAGCUGGCCAAGCAGUGGGAAGGGAAGGCGCUGGUGAGGAACAACCUCUCCAAGGAUCUCCAGCACCAGCUGCGCAAGAGGAAGUUCAGCUUCCAGAAGGCUGAGGAGUUCCUCCGUGGUCUGGCCAAGCCCCGUGGUGAUGGCAAUAAGGGAGGCAAAGCCACGGGGUGUUCUGCAGAGGAGCAAGAGGUGUCCAACUGCACAACACCCCAGGAGGGCAGUGGGGAUGAUGCCACGUGUCCUGAGGCUUCCUCUAUCCAAACAGUGGGUCCAGUGACAGAUGAAGAUGUGAUAAAACUACGGCCAUGUGAGAAGAGGAAGCUGGAAAUCCAAGGCAAGCUCUACUUGGCUCCACUGACCACGUGUGGUAACCUCCCUUUCCGAAGGAUCUGCAAGCGCCUGGGGGCAGAUGUCACCUGUGGAGAGAUGGCUGUGUGCACAAACCUGCUGCAGGGCCAGGCCUCCGAGUGGGCUCUCCUCAAACGCCAUCACACUGAAGACAUUUUUGGGGUGCAGCUGGAGGGAGCGUUUCCAGACACAAUGACCAAAUGUGCAGAGCUCCUGAACCAGACAAUUGAAGUAGACUUUGUAGACAUCAAUGUCGGGUGUCCCAUUGACCUGGUCUACAAGAAGGGAGGAGGCUGUGCUCUGAUGACUCGGUCCAACAAGUUUGAACAGAUCGUCCGGGGGAUGAACUCGGUGCUGGAUGUCCCACUGACCGUGAAGAUCCGGACAGGGGUGCAAGAGAAGAUUAAUCUGGCUCAUAAACUAAUCCCUAAGCUCCGGGAGUGGGGAGCAGCCAUGGUCACGCUCCACGGCCGCUCCAGGGAGCAGCGCUACACAAGGAGCGCUGACUGGGACUACAUAGCAGAGUGUGCUCAAGUGGCAAGCCCCAUGCCUCUUUUUGGAAAUGGUGAUAUUUUGUCUUAUGAAGAUGCAAAUCGAGCCAUGCAGAUGGGAGUCUCAGGAAUCAUGAUUGCAAGAGGGGCACUCAUCAAGCCAUGGCUUUUCACUGAAAUCAAGGAACAGAGGCACUGGGAUAUCUCCUCCAGUGAGAGAUUCGAGCUACUCAGAGACUUCACUAACUACGGCCUCGAGCACUGGGGCUCAGAUACUCAGGGAGUGGAGAAGACCAGGAAGUUCCUGCUGGAAUGGCUUUCGUUCCUGUGCAGGUACAUUCCCGUUGGCUUGUUGGAAUUCCUACCUCAGAAGAUUAAUGAGCGGCCACCCUACUACCUGGGGAGGGACUACCUGGAGACACUGAUGGCGAGCCAGAACGUGGAUGACUGGAUUAGAAUAAGUGAGCUGCUGCUGGGCCCCGUCCCCCCCAGCUUCACCUUCCUGCCUAAACACAAGGCCAAUUCCUACAGAUAA